Molecule: messenger RNA, 4928 nt
Organism: Chrysemys picta bellii (western painted turtle)
Lineage: Eukaryota; Metazoa; Chordata; Testudines; Emydidae
Product: CMRF35-like molecule 8
Cellular component (GO): plasma membrane
Molecular function (GO): transmembrane signaling receptor activity
Source: RefSeq, a predicted model, not a curated record
CAGGUUGUGAUCGGAAGCAGAGCCCCAGAAGUGACUGACUGAAAGAACAAAGCAGAAGUGCCUGGGUAUCACUUACUACAGACACAGGAUUUGCAAACCUGAGAGAGAGAAAUGGCCCCGUCUGGAAGGAACCAGAGCUCUCUUUUUAGAGCAUUUUAAAGAAAAGACGUCACAGAGCUUUAGGGAGAAAGGGGCAAUUGGAAGGAUAAUGCAGCUGUCCUUUGCUGGGGUGAUUCUCUUCCUUGCAGGCUACUCCUGUGGGCUGGCUGCCCCGGAGUUGACUGGCCCUGGGGAGGUGAGCAGGCCCCUGGGCGAGUCGGUGUCUGUGCAGUGUCAGUACCGUGAAAGGUAUCAAGGAAAUAGCAAAUACUGGUGCAGAGGAGCAGUCUGGAGCUCCUGUCACACAGCUGUUAAGACCACAGGGUCGGAGGCCGAGGCAAAGGGGGACAGAGUCUCCAUCAGAGACAACCACAGGCUGCGCACAUUCACGGUGACCAUGGAGACCCUGACGCUGGGAGAUGCUGGGAUUUACUGGUGUGGGAUAAGCAAAUUUGGAUUCGAUCCGGGGGUUCCGGUUAAGGUGACUGUUCUCCCAGGCUAUUUCUCUGCCCUGGCUGCCCCGGCACUGACUGCCCCUAGGGAGGUGAGCGGGCCCCCGGGGGGCACGGUGUCCGUACCGUGUCACUACGGUAAAACAGCUCAGGGAUCUCCGAAAUACUGGUGCAGGGGAGCACAGUGGAACAGCUGCUCCAAAGUUGUUGAGACUGAAAGGUCAGAGGUCAAGGUGAAACGGGGCAGAGUCUCCAUCACAGACAGUCACAGCACGAGCACAUUCACUGUGACCACGGAGAACCUGACUCUGGAAGAUGCUGGGAUCUACUGGUGUGGAAUAAAUAUAAAAGGUGGAGGUGAUCCUUAUUUCCUUGUUAACGUGACUGUUCUCCCAGCUCUUUCCACUGCAGUGAUGGUAACCACUGGAUCUCUCUCCCCAGCAAUAGGCACAACAAACACAGCUGAGCACCCCAAAAGUUCUCCUUUCACCAGUGCUAUGUUCCUGCUGCCAAUGCUCCUGCUGGUUUUACUUAUAUUACUGAGCGGAGCCAUGCUUCUGGCCAGAAGAAUGAUGCUGAAGAGGAAAAAGGCUGCUGGAGCCGCUGGGCCUAGCGCAGCAGUGAAUGAGGCUGUUGCUAGCACCGAAAGUGAUGUUUCCUAUGCAGCUGUGAAACCUAAAUCUAGAAAAUCCAUCACCACAGCCCCAACGCCCCACUCCGCUCAGGCCGAGCCCAGUCCAGAAGGGGUGGAAUAUUCCGCUGUAGCUCCAGGAAUGACAGAUAUUUCCUACGCCACAGUGAAAUAUCCAAUCCUGGAUGAGCAGGCAAUCUACAUCAAUGUGGACAGGUCAUCCCGUCAACCCCCCUUGAGCAGCCCUCUGGAACAGACAGAGUACUGCGCAGUGAAAAAGAAAUAGGCUCCCUCUGGAACAUUUCCUUUCCCUCCCUUCCCUGUUGUUGUGUGGAAGUGCAAAGAUUGCAAUCUCUUGGAGCAGUGUUGCAAGGAAUGAAAUCGUCUGAGAUGAGCUGGUGCUGGUGGAGUCCCAGCCAGAUUAAGCAAAUGCCAGGUGGAACUAUAUUGAACUGGGAGACUCUCUCACCAGAAUGGUCUGAUGCAGCUAAACACGGUGUGGUGUAAUGGGGGAGGGGGGAAAAUGCUGUGGAAAGGCAGAAAAAUCAAUUACUCAGUCUUAUUUAUUUACAUGUACGUCAGUCCUCACUUGUACUCUCUCAUGCAAGUUAAAGCCGGAGGGGCGGGGGGAGGGAAAUGUGAUUCUGCAGAGAUGGGUCCAAGUCAUGUAGUUCUGCUCCAGUUUCCUAGAUUUGAAGGGGGAGAGGUUGGGUUUGGGAUCCAUCCCGACCCAGGGAGCAUGGUGGUGGUAACAUCUUCAUCCCCCAGCUCUCCUGAGACAGUGAAGCGGCUGCAUGCAUCAUAGCUGCUCAGGAGAGCGAAGAGAGCACCAUGGGAGCAGGACCACAGAAAGACAAGGGGUGGAGUGCGGCUGGCAUUUGGGGACAAUGCUUAGACAGGAGCAUUCCCCAAAAAGUCAGCUGGGACUUUGAUUGGAAUGGGCCCCCAAUGAAAGAAAAUGCCAGGGAGGAAAGGAGAAAGACCUCAGACACCAAGCAGCAUGGAAUAGCACCAGCUUGGUGGAGACGAUGCAACAUUGUUAGGAUAUUAGGUUGGAUAUUAGGAAAAACUUUUUCCACUAGGAGGGUGGUGAAGCACUGGAAUGGGUUACCUAGGGAAGUGAUGGAAUCUCCUUCCUUAGAGGUUUUUAAGGUCAGGCUUGACAAAGCCCUGGCUGGGAUGAUUUAGUUGGGGAUUGGUCCUGCUUUGAGCAGGGAGUUGGACUAGAUGACCUCCUGAGGUCCCGUCCAACCCUGAUAUUCUAUGAUUGUCGGGGGAUAGGCCUUGGAGAGAGAAGACAGAAGCCCUGGGAGGGGAGGGUUGGCAAGACCAGACCAGACAGACAGGAAGUGGGAGGGAGUUUUGCAUCAUUUCACUGCACACGUUAUGUUGCUAAAUAGGCAGUGACCUUUCAAUGAGGGAGCUCCUGAUAACACAGCACCAUGGGACAGGGAAAGACCGACAUUUGCCUGUGCAGAAUACAUUCCUUUUCAAUAGGAUUGGCCGGCAGCACUAAUGCAUGUUCUAGUUCACGGCCAUGAUAUCACUAAGAGCUGGUAAAUAAUUCAUAGCUAGGAAGCUGGAGGACUUAUUGAUCAGUCUCCAGCCUUUGCCUGUAGUUCCCACAGCCAAGCUCCCAGGUCAAGGAGGCUUCUGACUUGCACUUACAGAACCGAAGUCAGUAGCAUCUCUAGUGUGUCUCUUGAGUAGGAUGACCCAGGUCCAGGCUGUAUUGUGUGAUGCCUUCAGGCAGCCAGUCUUGUUCUAUCUGCUUUAACCACACACAAGUUAUCGGGCUUAAUAUAGGGGUAACUGGGUGACAUUUGAUGGCCUGCGAUACACACAAGAUCGACCUGAUGAUCUAAUGGUCCCUUCGGACUUUAAACUCUGUGGCUUUCAGCCUUUGGAGAUGUCACAGGACCUGCCCCUAUGCCCAUUGAAGUGAAGGAGAGUUUUUCCCAUUGACACCAAAGGGCUUUGGAUCAGGCUCAUGCAAAGUAGCUUGGCAGACUAGAAACAAAUCACAUUAUUUUAACUCUUUGAAGGCUGUGAUGAAGACACUGUAGCCCUGGGCACAUUGCUAUUGAACACAGAAGGUGGGACUGCAGCCUCAGGAUAGUGGCAAAGCCUCGUGCUUUAAGACCUCUCAUGUCCUACAAGGCCCAUAACCUCAGCCUCAGUUGUGUCAGCCACUGAGAGGAAGCUGAAGAAGCCAGUGAUGUCAGACUUUUAGUGUCACCUAUAGUCAGGGGCCUGGCGUUCCAGGGGGUGGCCCAGACUCCGCUAGCUGGGGAUGGUGGGUGGGUUACAGCAGCCAAGUAGAGUGUGGAAUUCACUCACUGAAGAUACAGAAACUUCCAAGUUUGGGAGUAAGUUUAAUGCUCAUGAAAGGAGGGUCAGGGGGUGGAAGCAGCUGCAUGGUCCAAGGACAGGAGACCAAACUGGGAGUCAGGAACCGUAAGUUCUGUUCCCAGCUCUGCAACUGACCCCCUGUCUGAUCUUGGACAAACCCCUUCAGCUCUUUGUGCCUCAGUUUCCCCCACUGUGAAGCAUGGGGGAUGGCUAUGCAUUGAGAGAUCUAUGGAGGAAGAGUGGUAUAUACCAAAGUGUUCAGUAGGGUUAUUUACAGGGGUGGGUUGAGCCAGGCACAGAGAGCGUGUGCUGUGCUACAGCUCUGCCAACAAAGCACCCCCAAUACUGACACACAGCCACAUCCUGAGCUCUCCCCCAGUUCUGCCAAUGGUCUCACCCUUCUUCAGUGCCUGCCUUGCUGUAGAGAAGCCCAGGAUUAGUAAAGGCUGCCAGCUGAUGAAUUACACCAAGCCUAGUGUGGUUCUGCUGCGAGGUGCACAGAGAGGGACUGGCACAAGCUCAGACCCUUCAUUCAGGAACUCAGGGGGUCUCUAAGGCAGACCCUGUAAUGAACCAAUGCACAACACCUCAGCUCUGAGUGCUCACUCCUGCCUCGUUGGUUUUGUCAUCUAGACAGACAUUCGGAGAUGCAGGAGGGCUGACAGGAGUCAGAUCGGAGUUGGAAUAGUUCAGAGCCAAGGUACUUUGUCUCCACCCCUAAGCUAAAGUUCAUUACAUGCACACAGCCUCCUGUUACUUACAGGGUGGUGGGGGAAUGGUGUUUAAAGAAACAAGAGCAAUACCCUGCCGAGGGAAACUUGGACCACUUACUCAUGCCAGUCUCAAACCAGGAGAUGCAUGUGACAGAUAUAUUGCAGGAAGUUGCCCUCUUUGGGGGACCAUAUUGUACUAAGUGUAUGAAUGGUUUAUGUAUCUGCAUGGGCCAGGGACUGCAUGCACUCUGGGGUGAUGGGGAGGGUUACCACAGCUCCUCCACAAAGUGAAGGCAGCAGGGGCACAGUAAGGCAGAUCAGGCAGGGUAUAAAACACUUCCUGAGAAGUAUCCUUGGCUGGGGAGUGGUAUUCUUGUUCAGAUUGGCUGGUCUCUGAAGAAUCCAAAGAAAGGACUUUGGGGAUAGUUAACUCACUUUUAAACUGACUCAGGGCCUUCCUUCCUUCCGCUUCAUGAUCUAAAAAGACUGAUACAAACUUGUAACCACAGGGAAAAAAAAUCCAGUUGCAGGGUUUGGAAGGACUGGCAUUUUCUAGAGCCCAGUGUUGGGAUUGGAGGGGGCGUGACUGCUGGUCAGUUUAACAUCACACACCUUUUGUUGUUUUAGAUCCUUUCUCUGUAAUGCUUUUAUCUUAAGAAUAAAGGUGCUUGCUUAGCAGGA